ACUAAAAACAAAUCUAGACUUUUUCCUACCAAAUACUAUACAAUAAUAUUAAAUUAAUAUGUCCCACUUUAAUAAUUAAAAUUAAAUUAAACUUUAUGACUUUUUCUAAAGUCAAACUUAUGUAAUAUAUAUACCCACCUCUAUAUAUAUAUAUUAUCUUGUCUUGUGCUUCUUCUUCAUCCCCCCAAAUAUUGCCUAAUCUCAUACCAUCUCUUAAAAAAAAUGGUUAAUUUAGAAAUAUUAACCAAAUUUAAUCCAACAAUAUCAUGUUUUAGAGGAGCUUCAUUGUUAUUAUUAUGUACAAAUCCAAGAAUAAAGCUUAUAUUAUGUGAAGGUAACACAAAAGUAUUAAAAGGGCGUACAAAAAUCAAAGCAGGAGAGAUCAUGUUUGAGUUUCCGGAUUGUGUUGUGUGUCACGCAGACUCCUUCAUUCUAGGUCGUCCGAUCCCAGUCCUAGCCAUCCACGACUACCUCGUGGCUGGCCGUACAUACUUUGUCCUCCCCCUUGACCGCCUUCCUCGUGGUGGACCACCCCUCUCCGCGGCCUCCUUGCAGUCCCUCUCAACACCUUCUCCUAACAACAACGGUAACAAUAACAAUAUUAUUAGUAGUUGCCCUAGUAAUAAAAGUAACAAUAAUAGUUAUUGUAAGUUGUUUAGUGGUGGUAAUGACAAUGGUAAUAAAAGUCCUUUUGAGUAUAUUAAGGAUAAAGAUGGUAGAGUACUUAUGAUUAAGGUUGUACCUGAGUUUAUUACUAGGAUUAUUACUGCUAAUAAUAAUAAUAAUAAUAAUAAUAGUCCAUCUAAUAGUCCUAAUAAUACACUUAUAUGUACAACACCGGAGUUGCAAAAACAAUAUGAACAACUUGUUAGGGCUAAAGAUCAAGGAUGGUCUCCAAAACUCGAAACGAUUUCCGAGCACAAGAUGAGAGCUUCUCCUACUUCUAAGUUAUUGAGAUUGGAAUGGAUACAAAUCAAGCUAAAAUAAUGAAAAAAUGUAUUUAUAGUUUUCUUUAAAAAAAAAUUAGCACAUAAGUAGUUUUUUUUUUAGAAAGGUUUUAAUUUUAGGGUAGCUUUUUGGUUGGUGAUCUAGAGUGAUCAAUAUUUUUUUAUUAUGUGAUUAUGUAUAUGAUGCUAAUUUAAUGAAAAGUUUAGCAUGCAUCAUGAUAUA
Molecule: messenger RNA, 1170 nt
Organism: Chenopodium quinoa (quinoa)
Lineage: Eukaryota; Viridiplantae; Streptophyta; Magnoliopsida; Caryophyllales; Amaranthaceae
Exons: 1
Coding region: 223-987 (254 amino acids)
Source: RefSeq, a predicted model, not a curated record